Coffea eugenioides is the source of this 1597-nucleotide messenger RNA. RefSeq names its product BAG family molecular chaperone regulator 1-like. Gene Ontology annotation, cellular component: cytoplasm. The record is from RefSeq and is a predicted model, not a curated record. Gene Ontology annotation, molecular function: adenyl-nucleotide exchange factor activity; protein-folding chaperone binding. The coding region runs from base 375 to 1238 and encodes 287 amino acids. The transcript has 4 exons. NCBI's taxonomy places the organism in Eukaryota, Viridiplantae, Streptophyta, Magnoliopsida, Gentianales, Rubiaceae. Gene Ontology annotation, biological process: protein stabilization.
CAUUAUCUUCUUGCCUUUGCCUACUUAUAUGAUCCUAUCAUUGUUUAAGACUUCAGGGAACUUCACUAGAAAUCUCCAUGAAACUUCUCCUCUCUUGAAAUGAGCCAAUAAAAUUUUGCUUGUUGAAUAUUUGAUUAGGUACAAGGCCAAGGCCAGUGGUGUAUAUCCAUAUAAAUUUCUCUGACAGUCACUGAUUCAGUGGGUCAGAACUUGGUCCUUUCUUCCUUCACGGGGUUGUUCUUAGCUUAACAGACAAGUUCUUGAUCUUGAUACCCUUCUCCCAUCAAGAUUUGGUUGUUUUCUUGCUGUUUAGAGUUUUUAUCAUCCUACCAUUUUUCUGCACUAACAUAUAAAAGGCCAAAUUCUCUGCAAUCAUGAACAAGGACAUGUUAAGAAUGAAGCCCAAGGUCACGGGAAUGUCAUCACCGGCUAAAGGCGGCGGCAACUCAGAGGCUGGAGGAUGGGAGGUUAGGCCAGGGGGGAUGUUAGUCCAGAAGAGAAACAUAGAUUCCAACCAAAAUUUCAAUGUAGUGCCAAUGAUUAAAGUCAGGGUCAAAUACGGUUCAUCUUAUCAUGAAGUCAAUAUUAGUUCUCAAGCAAGUUUUGGUGAAUUGAAGAAAAUGCUUGCAGCACCAACUGGAUUGCAUCCACAAGAUCAGAAGUUACUAUACAAAGAUAAGGAAAGAGAUUCCAAAUUGUUUCUUGAUAUUGCUGGUGUGAAGGGUGGAUCAAAACUUGUCUUGAUUGAGGAUGAAUUGAGCAGAGAAAGACGGUGUCUUGAAUCACGAAAGAAUGCAAAGAUGGAGAAAGCAGCUAAAGAAAUUUCAACAAUUAGAGUUGAAGUUGACAAGCUCGCAAAGCAGGUUGGAGCAACUGAAUUAGAAAUCUCUGCUGGCAAAAAGGUAACGGAAUCGGUUCUCUUCAACUUGAUUGAACUUCUGAUGACACAACUUAUAAAACUGGAUGGGAUUACUGCUGAUGGAGAUGUAAAAUUGCAGAGAAGAAUGCAGGUGAAGAGGGUGCAGAAGUACAUUGAAACUCUAGACAUGCUGAAGAUGAGAAAUUCUACUCUUGGCAACAAUAGCAGUCCUAGGGUGUCAUUCCAGGAGGACCAUAGGAUGUUUACUGGACAGAUGCAGGUGCCAAUUCACAAUCACUACGAGCAGAAAAGGCAGACAAAUUUUGUUCAGAGGUCUCCAGGUCCAGUUGUGGUAACAACAAAAUGGGAAACCUUUUAAUGUGAGGCAUACAUAAAAGUUUGAUGGCUUUUACUGCUGCUGCUGAGGCAGCCACAGAAAGCAUCAUAAUAGCAUGGCCAAUCAUUGAAUAUUUCUUAGCAAGUUGGGAUGAGAUGCUGCCAGUAUAAAGAUAUAUGCACAUAGUACAAAUAUUUUUUGUUCUGGUUAUGGAACUGUACUGGGAAUCAUAUUAGCCCUGUUCAUUUUGUUUGUGGUCAUCGAUUCUUUUCUGUACCUAGAUUUUGACAUCCACCCUGUUGGGGCUCAAGAGAUGAUGAUUUGGUUUUUUAUGUGGCCUUUCAGUUCCAACUUGUACAUAUCAAAGGGUGGAUAGAUAAGGUUGAGGCUUUCCAUAUUUA